This is a messenger RNA of Gadus morhua (Atlantic cod), 1974 nucleotides long. It is a transcript of the gene serpine1, whose product is annotated as serpin peptidase inhibitor, clade E (nexin, plasminogen activator inhibitor type 1), member 1. Gene Ontology annotation, molecular function: serine-type endopeptidase inhibitor activity. The record is from RefSeq and is a predicted model, not a curated record. The transcript has 9 exons. Lineage: Eukaryota; Metazoa; Chordata; Actinopteri; Gadiformes; Gadidae. Gene Ontology annotation, biological process: negative regulation of vascular wound healing; negative regulation of endopeptidase activity; negative regulation of plasminogen activation. The coding region runs from base 224 to 1408 and encodes 394 amino acids.
CAAACUGGAUCACAGAGUCAGAGGACAGCAGCCAACAGCCUCCACCACAACCGCAGGAUUCUCUCCUACAACCCAACCGACUCUUGGCCGCUGUUACAUUUGCAAGUCCAAGAUUCAAGGAGCAUUAAAUAACACGAUUACCAGCAGAUUGCUUCAAAGAGAAGUGUUGGUUCUCUGUGUGAGUCCUAAACUGAGAGCUGUCACUUCUCCUCCGCUACCCAGAAUGCUUUGCGUGCGUGCCUUCCUCCUGGUGUCCCUUUGCGUGGCCGCGCUGUGCAGCCUGCAGGACAGACAGACGGACUUCGGCCUGCGGGUCUUCUCCCAGAUGGCGGACGGGGCUGCGGCCUCCCGGGGGGAGAACCUGGCCUUCUCCCCCUACGGGGUGGCCACCCUCCUGGGCAUGGUCCAGCUGGGAGCGGGGGGAUCCACUCGCAAGGCCCUGCGCUCUGCCAUGGGCUUCUCUCUGCAAGAGCGCGGGCUGAGCCGGCAGCAGCGGCGCCAGCAGCAGAGCCUCUCGGCGGCGGGCGGGCUGGAGGCCAGCAGCGCCGUGAUGGUGGAGCGCCUGCUGGGCCUGGAGGCGGGGUUCCGCCGCGCGCUGCUGAAGGCGUUCCGCACGGCGCCGCACCAGGUGGACUUCAGCCGCACGGAGCAGGCCACGGACGUCAUCAACGCCUGGGUGUCCGACCGCACCGCCGGUAUGAUCCCCCAGUUCCUGGCGCCGGGUGCCCUGACAGACGAGACGCGCCUGGUGCUGCUCAACGCGCUGCACUUCCAGGGGCUGUGGAAGCUUCCCUUUGACCCCAAGCUGACCCAGGAGAGGAUGUUCCACUGCUCCAACGGCAGCAGCGUCCCCGUGGCCAUGAUGAGGCUCACCGCCGCCUUCCGCUACGGUGAGUUUGUGUCGUCGGACGGCCUGGAGUACCUGGUGGUGGAGGUGCCCUACGAGGGCGACGCCCUCAGCAUGUUCCUGGUGCAGCCCUUCGAGGCGGACGUGCCGGCGGGCGCGCUGGUGGCCGAGCUGAGCAGCCAGAGGAUCGGCCAGUGGAGCGCCGAGCUGAGGAGCGUGAAGAGGAGGCUGGCCCUGCCCAGGUUCUCCAUCGACUCUGAGGUGAACCUGAAGGCUGUUCUGACCAACAUGGGCCUGGGAGAAAUGUUCAACCUGGCAACGGCGGACUUCUCUCGCAUCACCACUGAGGAGAGGCUGUCUGUCUCUGCGGUUCUUCAGAGGGUGAAGAUCGAGGUGAACGAGGAGGGAACCAAAGCAGCUGCAGCAUCAGGAGCGAUCAUGUUCUCUCGUAUGGGUGUGGAGGAGAUCGCACUGGACACGCCCUUCCUCUUCCUCAUCCAGCACAAGGCCACAGGUGCUGUUCUGUUCAUGGGCCAGGUGAACCAGCCAGAGCCGUACUAAAGGACCUCCCCCCCCCCCCACCCGCACACACCACCACCACCACCAGCAGCAGCAGCAGCAGCAUGGCCAUGAGACCGAAGCACUGAAACCAACUGGUCACAUCACCGCAACAUUGCUACUGACCCUGACCAUAUCGUCUAUUUUUAUAUUUUGCAAUAAGAUCAACUCCUCUGCUUGUACGAUGUCUAGUUAGAGUGAAUGAUGAGGGGUCUCAGCCCAACACGAACACUACGAAGAGAUUUUAUUUUAAAGAAAUGGAUUGACUUUAUAUUUUAGGUAGUGAGUAUGAAUGCAACGAGGGAUUUAUAUGAAGGAAUAGACACAUAAUUAAACGUUUGCGCUUUAAAUGAGAGUGCAGCUCAGGGUGCACUUAGAUUUAAGUCUUAAUCUGAACAAUCUGCCUACUUUCGCAUCAAUUACUGCUACUCUUGUGUUUAUGUGCAUAUUUUAUUUUACAGUGUCAAUCGCAUGUAUAUUUUUAUGAGUGCUUUUACUAAUACAAAGUGUCAGCUCUAUUUUGAAGUAUUUAUAUAUUUAUUAAACUCCAAACAUUUUUACAAAAGGUG